Messenger RNA from Penicillium bovifimosum, 1038 nucleotides. RefSeq lists its product as uncharacterized. The record is from RefSeq and is a predicted model, not a curated record. The transcript has 3 exons. The coding region runs from base 1 to 1038 and encodes 345 amino acids. NCBI's taxonomy places the organism in Eukaryota, Fungi, Ascomycota, Eurotiomycetes, Eurotiales, Aspergillaceae.
AUGUCAUUCAUGAUUUCUGAACCUGUCAAUCCGCCUGCGCUGCAGGACCACGAGGCCCUGAGAAGAAAGUUCGAAGAGAAUGCCGGCGCCAUAUUGAAUGGCGUAGAAUCGACAAGCCAGGUCUCUUAUGACUGUGAUGCGCUCCGUGGACUGGGCAUUGUUCUCCAACAUUUCGAUGUCACGGAUGACCAAGAGUCCCCCGACUUUAAGCCUUUAUCUAAGGAAGAAUACAGCACGCACAAAAUCGACAGCACUGGGAUUCCCAAACCCAAGCGUCAUCACUAUGACGAUUUCGACGUGCUCUUCAAUUGGUCUUCUUCGUCAUGGCCACUGUCAGAGACAGAACUUAUAUGUGAGGAGGGUUUUCAAAUCGUCAGACAUACUGACAUCCCCAAGGACUACUCCAAGAAAGAUCAUACCGACAUUACCUCUUCGCUAGAGCAACCCGACUCGAACUGGUAUCAAAUCUUGGCCGAGCAUUCCUGCAAUGAUGGACUACAAGGAAUACUAUAUGGUUUAGCUACUAGGCAUUCAAAACCUCUCGGUCUUUCAAAAUGGGGAGCUUUAACUUGGCGACAAUGGCAGGAGUACCACCACGUGAACCCGUACCACCCUCUGAACCCGUACCACCACGUGAACCCGUACCACCCUGUGAACCCAGACACAAUCCACCCACAUGUUAUGCUUAUGAUAUGCACUGGAGCGGUGGCCGAGUCUAAUAACCUUCUCCAUGGCGAGAUUGGGACGAUUGUUGAUGCAAUCCAGUGCCGUCUCUUCCAGUACCAGUUUAGGCACACUUCGACGUUUCCGGUUCUCGUCAUUUCGUUGUUUGGCGCAAGACAGGGGCGUAUCCUCUCCGCCCGAUUCAAUAUUGACGGCACUCUGAUUGUACGAGCGUCAGAUACUUUCGAUUUCAAGCAGAAGAACCAAGAAGGAUUUGACCUCUUCACGCGCUACUACUACUCCGAACCCAGAGAUGCGGCCAUGUUCAAACUCUUGCUCCUGCCGAAAAGUCUCCAUGGCCCACCAUCACUGUAG